GUCCUGAGGUAAGUAGCAAUCUUUCUUUUUAUCCUGCUCUGCAGGCAACGAAGUCUGAACAAGUUAAUAAUUUUGCACUAAAGACACCAUGUCUUCGGAUACAGAUCCGGUAUUUGAUCAAACGGCGGCUGCACCCAUGAGGAAGAAGACAUUCAAGUGCCCUAUUGCGGGUUGCAUAUUUAACGUGGACAAAUCCAUAUUUUUCGAAGAUGUGCGUGUGUGGGAUGCGCAUGUGGCAGAGCACCUUACUUGCCCUUACUUUUUCUGCCGCGAAAAAUACCCUGAUCAGACAAGUAUGAAGGAACACGAAACGAAGCAUGACAAAGCCAAUGACUGCGAUUUUGGGUGUAGCUGGCGUAUGUGCAAUAACACGUUCAAGGAUUUAAAGAGUGCCAGGAUGUGUGACUGGUCACACCUAGCGGUACAGUUCGAGGCCGACCCCCACUGGAGGUGUAGGAAACUGAAAGAUAAUGGAGAAGUGUGUCAUAAAGGCUUCAAAAAGAAUGAACUUCCCGAGUUCGAGAAGCACUUGAGAGAGGCGCACAAAGUACCCCUCGACGACGUGUUCGUAACCAUAACAGAAUCCGAGGUUAUGAUGAAUGGAAAAGGAUUCUGGUGUCGACUUUGUGGUGACUUUGGUGAGGCUUGGAGCAACGAUGAUGAGCGCCUUCCAAAGUAUGGAAAUGAACCCUGGGCUUGGGUGUUCCGGUUUUUGGAUCAUGUCUCAGCGCAUAGCAUUUCAACAAAGAAAAUGGUUGGUGAUGCGGAGGACACUGAUGAGGGGCGGGAGACUGACGAUGUCUAA
Molecule: messenger RNA, 805 nt
Organism: Colletotrichum acutatum
Lineage: Eukaryota; Fungi; Ascomycota; Sordariomycetes; Glomerellales; Glomerellaceae
Exons: 1
Coding region: 89-805 (238 amino acids)
Source: RefSeq, a predicted model, not a curated record